Aspergillus ibericus CBS 121593 is the source of this 2430-nucleotide messenger RNA. RefSeq names its product SDA1 family protein. Gene Ontology annotation, biological process: ribosomal large subunit export from nucleus; ribosomal large subunit biogenesis. The record is from RefSeq and is a predicted model, not a curated record. Gene Ontology annotation, cellular component: nucleolus. Bases 60 to 2297 code for a protein of 745 amino acids. NCBI's taxonomy places the organism in Eukaryota, Fungi, Ascomycota, Eurotiomycetes, Eurotiales, Aspergillaceae. The transcript is spliced from 4 exons.
CCUUCUUCCCCCAACCAACCACUCCAACCCUCACGUUUUGACCACCAUUAUUCGCAAAGAUGGUGAAAAGAAAGUUGGGAGCCUUGGAAAAGGUCGAGGCUGAUCUGCCUAAUUUGCAGCAUAAGAUUCGCAGAGAUCCCAAAUCAUACAUUGAGGACUUCCGCGCCCAGCAUUACCAGUAUGAGAGUCACCGGGAAAUUUUCAUGGCGGCGCCUGCGGCGACCACGGAGACGGGCUUGAUCUCUCUUCGUGAAUUGAUCGAUUUCCUUGCCCACGUUGCCGACUGCUAUCCGGAAAUCUUGAAGGAUUUCCCUCAGCAGCUCAUCGAUAUCUUGACGCAGCACCAUCUAAUCUUGCAGCCGGAGUUGCGCGAGAAGAUUGUUGGUAGCUUGGUGCUUUUGCGGAAGAAGGAACUCAUGGAUUCGGCGACACUCCUUCAGACCCUGUUCCCUAUCCUCAUUUCCACCCCCAGCAAAACGCUACGAGCUCUGCUUUUCCAGAAGAUCCUCAUGGAUCUGCGUUCGUCGAACGCGAAGACUACGAAUCACAAACUCAACCGCACCAUGCAGACCGUGUUGUACAACCUGGUGACUUCGGACCGCACCUCUUCUAAGGGCCUGUGGGCUAUCAAGCUUACGCGCGAGCUGUGGAAGCGCCAGAUCUGGACCGAUGCAAAGGCGGUUGAAGUCAUGAAGGAGGCCAGUCUUGCGGAUAAUGAGAAGGUCAUUGUUGGUGGUGUUCGCUUCUUCUUGGGUGGAGACAAGGAGCGCGAGGAAAUGGAAGACGAAAGCAGCGACGAGGAAGCCAUUGACUUGGGCAAGGUCAAGCAUCAGGUCGGAAUCAACAAGAAGACUAGAAAGAAGUCUCGCGCUGUGGAAAAGGCCAAGGCAACCGUGAAGAGGAGAGAGCGCAAGAAGAACCAGCCGCACCCUCUCAACUUCUCCGCUUUGCAUCUCCUCCACGACCCUCAAGGGUAUGCCGAGUCCUUGUUCUCGAAGCACUUGCAAAACACCAAGUCGAAGCUUAACUUGGACCAGAAGCUUCUGGUGCUACAGCUGGUGACCCGCCUGGUUGGAUUGCAUAAACUCCAUAUCAUGCACCUCUACUCUUACUUCCAGAAAUACCUCACUCCCCGACAGCCGUCCGUCACUUCGUUCCUGGCGUCGCUUGCGCAAGCAUCUCACGACUUGGUUCCUCCAGAUGAUCUAGAGCCCUUGGUUCAGAAGAUCGCCAACGAGUUCGUCUCGGAAGCAUCAGCGUCCGAGGUGGCUUCGGCCGGUCUCAAUGCCAUUCGAGAAAUUUGCGUGCGCCAGCCGCUUGCCAUGAAUGAGACCCUGCUUCAGGAUCUCGUCAUGUACCGGAAGAGUAAGGAUAAGGGUGUCAUGAUGGCGGGCCGUGGAUUGCUCAGUCUGUUCCGGGAGGUCAACCCCGAGAUGCUCAAGAGGAGAGACCGCGGCAAGGAUGCUUCCAUCGGUCUCCGGUCUGGGGAGAGGAAGGAGAAGCGCUUUGCUGAACAGGAGGCUGGCGGUAUCGAGGGUCUGGAGCUUUUGGAGAAAUGGAAGGAGGAGGAGCGCAGAAAGAGGAGGGCCGAGAAGGGCCUGCCUUCUGAUGGUGAAGAUGAUGAGGAUGUGGAUGACGAAGAAGCAGACUGGGCCGCCUGGAAUGUGGAAGAUGACGAGGAUAGUGACGACUCUGGCGAUUGGAUUCAGGUGGAGAGUGACGUUGAAAUCGAGCUCAGCGACUCCGAAGACGAGAAGGACGGGCCCCCUACCAAGAAGGCCAAGUCCAACGAGGAUACCAAGGCGGAAACGAAGCCUGAAGAAGAGACGGCCGAGGCCAAGUUCUCCAAGCUGGCCACGACCCGCAUUCUUACCCCGGCCGACUUGGCUAAGCUACAAGAGCUGCGUACCGAAGCAGCCGUCAAUGCACUGGUCCCUGGAUCGAAGGGCGCCACCCGGCAUCGGGACGAUCCGCUGACGGCUGAAGAGAUUGAGGGUCUGGCUGCCCUCUCGGCGGGCAAGGCCACGCGUGAGGAGCGUAUUGCCCAUGCUAAGGAGGGCAAGACUGACCGGUCGGAGCACAAGAGUGUGACGGCCAAGCGCAAGGAGCGCAAGGAGGAUCAGGGCAAGAGUACCACCAACAAGGAGAAGGCGCGCAAGAAGAACUUCUUGAUGACGCUGGGCAAGGCCAAGAGCAAGAACAAGCGGAGUUUGGUGCAGACUCGGGCGGUGCUCAAGGCUCAUCAGGACCGGGCCAAGCGGGGUGGUCGCAGAGGAAACGUUGGUGCCGUUGCUUAAGGUAUAUACGAUGAUACCCUAUCGCAGAUCUAUUGUUUCAGGUUGUUGUGUGUAAUCGAGCAUCUGAAUGUUCUCAAAUGAUGUUCUAAAAGCGUGCUUCUGUAUAUAGAGCUCAUUGCAUUACUCGGUUGAU